Molecule: messenger RNA, 6528 nt
Organism: Camponotus floridanus (Florida carpenter ant)
Lineage: Eukaryota; Metazoa; Arthropoda; Insecta; Hymenoptera; Formicidae
Exons: 8
Coding region: 2153-3385 (410 amino acids)
Source: RefSeq, a predicted model, not a curated record
CUCAGUGGAGCGCGCGACUUCGUGCCGUAAGCACACUUCCUGCGAAUGGAUCUCUCUCGUCUCUCUGUCUCUCUCGCACACACGCGCCUCUCUCUCGCUCUCUUCUUCCUCUCUUUCUCUCUGUCUCUCUCUGUCUCUCUCUGUCUCUCUCUCUCUCUCUUCCCUGCUCUCUGUCUCGUUGCCAUACGUGUAAGUGUAGGUUUGCGUGCGCGCGUUUCUUUCUCUCUUCGCUUCGCCUCGUCUCUCCUCCGCUGUCUGUCUCCAUCUCGGCCUCGCUCGCCGCGAGGAUGGCAGGCUCGUCCGCUGGCGAAUAAAAUCGGUGGUGGGCGAUAUGGCGGAGGGGAUGGUGAUAAUCGCGAAAGAAAAGGGGGUAAGAGCGAACGCGGAGGUAAUUUUCGUGGAUUGCCGCGAUACGAGUGUACGAAAUAGCGAGGCGAGGGGCAUAAAUUGAUAAAAGGGUAGCGAUAAAGGGGUUGUGAGAAAAGUCAGGAAGAUUGCUAGUGAUUAAUAUUUAGAGCGGGAUUUCAAAGGGAACGCGCGCGAAAAAGCGGGAUGGAAAAGAGAGAUAAUAUUUGAUAGAAGAUGGAGACAGAGAGAAAGAGAGAGAGAGAGAGAGGGAGGGAGAGAGAAUGAGCAUCAAUAAUAUCUGAAAGAUCGGAGUACCUCGGAGCGAAAACUUAGGUUGUAAUAGUCUGUGUUUUCUCCCAGAUAUGGAACGAGGUGCAAAUAUCUUAUGAGGUGCAACGUGAAUAAUCCUGUUUCGUUAAAAAGAAAUUGAAAUGGAAGAGAAAAGCUUCUUGUGCGAAUCGUGAAAUUUGCGAGCAUCAUCGAAACGAAAUCAAGGUGGUAAAGAAUAGAGAGAAAAGAGAAGAUCAGACUCCCGUUUUCUUCGCGUGAUCUAGAGGAAAGAAUCGCACGAACAUUUCCCACGAAACAAUCUGCAAAACAAUAAUGCUCCGGUUCUACCUCCUCCAGUUUGGCUCGUUCCGUUACCGAGAGUAUUGAUAUUUCGCUGCAAGCACUCAAAGACUCGAAGUUAACUGGCACAGAUAGCAUGAGGGACACGUAUCUCUCCCCGACAAAGGAUGCGUGCAGGAGCUGAUUUUCGGACUCGAUCAAGUCGCAUGUCGAGUGUACGUGGAAGGAAAAUAAUCAACGGAGACUGACAAACACGCGAAGAAUGGAAGCAUGAUUCUGGUAACGCGGGUCCGGCGAAUUCGACGAAGAGCCAGAAGAAGAGCGUCCUGAGGUCGAGGAGGAACUGGGCUGGACAUGACGAGGGAUUGCGGGGAUACGGAUACCCGCGAGGACGGCGGGAUCGACGAGGCUCGAAUCGGUUGACUUAAUCGUCUCCAGCAGGAAAUCCCGGCAUGCGUCAGGUCGAGCUAAACGCGACGUACUUCCGUUUAAGUUUACGCAUUAUACGAGAGAUUCCGUUCUCGGCGAAGAAAGUUAUUGCGAAAGCGCUGACUAUGUCAUCCGCGGAGCAUAAGUGUCCCCGGCGAGGCACGACUCGAGAGAAGACACGUGCCCUUCGCUGAUGUCGUCGCAGGAGGUAAUUUCGAGUCGGCAUCGAUCCCCGAUAUUUUUUGUGGCAUGUAUGUGACCCCAACAACGUGGAAAGAGAUUUCCGGCAGUAGAGCCUCGAAAAGACCCGGUACCGAGGGUGGUACAACCCUGUGCCCCUGGUACGGUACCGUUUCCUGAAGGACGACGCCGGGUGGUCGCGUGUGCGCGCGUGUGUGUUCGAUCGAAAGAGAAGAGAAGAAAAGAAAAACACGGGGAACUCAAAGGUAUCUUUCGUGCGGUGAUACCCGCGACUGAGUGUCUCUUCGAAUCGUUCGAGUUGUUCGCCUUUCGUGUCAGGUGCUUGCGUGCAAGGCCAUCUGUGCGAAUCGGGUUCGAGAGAUAUCGUCGAACGAUGCGACAAUCUGGCGGAGAAAUAGCAUCGUGAGGAAUAGCAAAAGAUCAUCCAUACAUCGGUUGCUGGACGAUGACGGACUGGCCGUCGUCGCAGUGGAGAUGACUACCAGGUUAGUGGCUCGUCCCGAAGACGACGACGACGACGACGAGAUCCACGAAGAGGAACGAGACUCGGUUGUGGGCUAUCACUGCCACUGAUAGAGUUGGCAUCCCGUCGCAGCUCACAUCGAUGCCGACCAUCAUAUCCACGAAACGAGGAAUGGGGAGUGUCGGCAGCAACGUGACAGGGACGACGACGACAGAUCCGACGACGUUCCUGCCAGAUGCAACGCCGACUCUGAGCGAGCGCGAACAGCUCAAAAUCGAAUUCUACAAAACGUACGAUGUCAUGACGGGGGUACGGAUCGCCGCGACCCUCGGCGGCUUCUUCAGUUUAAUGGUGAUACUGGUAGUUUACAAGAGCAGGUGCAAAGCGAGCAAACAACUGGAGGACCCGGCAUUAACCGCGGCGGCGGCAGCAGCGGUCGCCGAAGCCGAAGCCGAGGAACGAGCACUCGCUGCCGCUCUCGAGGCAAUCGCCAGGUUACCACCCAGACCGGGUCGCGGUCCAAGAAGGUCGUUGUGCGUCGAGAUAAACCAGUCUCAUUCACCCGUGGUGGCGCCUCGCUUCGCUUCGGUCGGAGGUGGAUACGACGCCCUGUUGGCACCGCCAAUCAGACAACCGAGGUUGGCUCUCCCCGUCGAUCACAGAAGAUGUAGCUCGGUCACCUGUAGCAGCACUGGAAGUAGUUAUCUGGAACGAAGGGGUUCAGCCAUGGUAAUGCCGUGCCUUCCGCCACCUCCAUCCUUCCCGCGUCACGCAACCUACGAUGAACCAUGGGACUUAUAUUACCCCAUCGAUAUUCAGGUAAUACAGCCAACUCCGGAUUUAUCGCCGUGCGGUAGCGAAGUCGGUCUUUAUGCCGGUGCGGUCGGCAACCUUAUGGCGGGGUCAUCGGGCAGACGGGCGCCGUUGGCAUCGAUGGGCAGCGUGGACCCGCCCGAUCCGGACUCCAGAUCGCUCGGCUCUGAUUCCGUGUUCCUCAAAAACGAGGACGAGGAGCAGUGCGUCGACACGGAGGACGAGGUCUCGGGUUUCUCCACGGAUUCGGACGCGCCCGGGCCAAGCUGUCGACGUUUCCUGCGGGUGCCUUCUAAGAAAAAGCGAACCCUCGACAAGUGGGACGGAUGCACGGGCUGCGUGCCCAGGCGACGGGCCGGUAGCAAACCCUGCCAAGAAUGUUUGACCAUCAGUGCCGCCGUCGAAACCUCCAGGGCGCAACCAGCCUCAACGACGACCAGUAGCAGUCAGAGUAGCAUGGGAUCUCCACCGUGUUCACCACCGAUCGAGCUGAAGCAUAGACCACCACCAGCGCCAUUGUCAUCAAUCCCGCCAAUAUGGUCCCAAGAAACGCUCUUUUAGAAUGCGUUUUUCGUAGUGAGCAUGUCCUUCGACCUGUUUUUACCGAGGCACGGAGCUAAAUCCAGAAUGUCGAUAUCCGAGGAAAUCAUUUGCCCAAAAACGUUAAUCAUCCGAUUCUUUAACCGCCCACUCAUAUCACAGUAAUCUCUCUCUUUGGUUCUUUUCGUCAUUAAAUAUAUUUCAAACGUGGAAUUUACCGUAGAAGGUUUCAACUAUAACGCAGCGAUCGUCGAUAUUAAAUUGUUUCAAAAAUUUCUGAUGCAACAAAAUUAAAAAACAAGCAUUAUACUAUUAGAUAUCGUUAAAAAAAUGCAAUAAAGAAGAAGCAAGAAAGUUAACCGAUGAUGGACGAAGAACGGAGAAGAGGAACAUAAAACGGAUGAAACAUGUGAAAGAACGAGAAGCAUUUUUGCUCGAACGCGGGGAAAUAUCGGAGAUUUUCGAUAUUACGGCGACGAGGGUCAUAGCCGGAACCGGAGCAAACCCAUCUUAAGGCGGUCUGGAUCGAAACGAAUUUCACGUCGACAGUAUAGUAUACACUCUCCGUUGCAACCGAUCUGAACUCGGGUCAGAUUAUUCGCCGAUUCCAAAGAAACGCCCGUCUCAAGAACCCGCAAGAAGACGCUCGCAAAAUCUACCUAAGAUUUUAUCUAUCGACGUAUUUUAGACGCCCGUCUACUUUCCAAGAUAAGUUGGCAAACAAUACGUACAAUGGCGGAUUUAUCUGACAUUUCAGUUUAAUUAUGUAGACCCGUAGCCACCAGCAUCGCGACGCGCAGAUUUAUCUGGAAUCAUACUUUAUCGCGAUCUCAUUUGUCUCGAAGAAAAUCAAGCAGCUCCGUUAUUUUCCUCAGCCGCAUCUCUUCGUACAAGCAUCCCUCAAGACACGCACAUUCGUGAUUCAUUUAACAACGAAAGCAAGCAAAUGCACUUCCUCGCUUGGACAUUCCAUUGGCGUCCCAAUUGGCGCCCGCGAUGCCGAUCAAGAGAAAUCGCAAGAUUUUCGAGCAACCGAAUCUGGGAUUCGCAAGGAACGCAGGGUGAUUUAUUAUAUAUAUCGCACAAAAAAAAAUCCGAGAAAUGAGCGGAGAAUCUCGUGUUCCAAUCGAUCAGCGUGAAGCCGAGAAACUCAGGAGACAGUCGAAGGAACCGCGACGAGGGGGCACCGAUCGACGAUGUCGCGGGGGAGAUAGGGAAUUAUUUUUAUACAAGCGCGACGAUAAUCAAGCUCUCGUUGGACUGAUCGUGAUGCUUCUCGCGAAAACAAUAAUAAUGCGUGCGCGUGACACUCGAUUGUACGGCAGUGUAAUAUGCUAUUGUCAACGACGCGAGAGCAAACGAAAGAGUGAGAAACGUAGGGGAGGGGAAGCGUGAAAAACGGAAACGACACGCGCUCUCGUUCGGACGCAAAAUCGCCGAAUCGAUCUUCAAUGCCGCAAUUUUCCGGGCGGGAAAUCGCCGAUUCGCCGGUUUCGCGUCCGACGUCUCCCUAAUACGUGGAAAAACAAAACGUAUUUCUAUUUCGUGUAAUCUUGUAAGCUCUGUAAGGUUUUGGGUGUACGUGUACGUGUCUAUAACCCUCUUGCGUACGAUAGAUAAACCGUGCUCGAUGGAGGGGAACCGGAAACAGGAUAAUCAUCGGUCACAGGGAAAGAUUUCUAUUUUAUUUAUCAGUUGCACCGUGCAAAGUUUGUUUAGCAAAUUACUAUCGAGCUAGAAUAUCGAGCGAUUGGAUAUUUACGCAGAAAUACCCCGUAAUCAGGCCUGUAAUAUAUCUCAUCUUAAAGAAAAACUUAGGGAGAAACUUAUUAUCUCUGAGGAGAACUAUAUAGAAAAUUGUUUUCGUUCUUCGCAUCUGUCAAUUCAGUGAUAUUAGCUAACGAAAAACUCGCUGGGGGUAGAAAAUCGAAUUUAUCAAGAUUUUAGGACGAUGUAAAGAAAACAAAGAAAGAGGGUAGAGGGAAAUAAUAAUGGGGAGAAAUUUAUCGUUGAUGAGAGCAAUUUAUAUGCGUCUAUUUUCGGUAAGAAGACAAAAUGUAGUUUAAUCAAAGGGGGCCCGUAAUAUCCCUCUAUCUCUAUCAUCCCGGAGACUUUACCGCGGAAGCUAAUAUCACUGCCGGCGAAACCCCUCCAGGCACAUGAUGAGAUAAAUGAAUAAAAAUAAGAGCAGAAAAAAAUAUACAGUAAAACACAUUUACGUAAAAGCAAAACGAGCGCAUGAGGACUAUCUACCGUUGUUCUAGCCAGAAGUUUGUAUAGUAGAUGAAUAAGAGACGAACCGACAAGUUAUUAUAUAAUAAAAAUGGGGAUAAAAUGAAGAGGUAUAUAUUAUAAUGUAACAGAGGUGCCGACGCACGCAGUGCUCUGCGAACGUUACUUUUAGAUAGGUGUACAUAUACGAUCGUGCGUUUUACGACGGCGAAAAAAAAAAUCCCUUUCCCCGAUUGACAGAAAAACAGUGGGGAGCGAGACUCUAACGUCGUCUACGCGAAGAAGAGACUUUAUAUUACAUUGGCUGCGUUCCAAACUUUGCCCCGGAGGUAUGAAUCCAACAAACCGCUAACGCAAGAAGCACGAGAGAAUGUAUACUCGGGCGACUACAGAUACUCGUGUAAUUCCCUUUAGUAAUUUAUAUACGGCUAUCCGUUAUUCUCGACCAUUAAGUGAAAACGUCAACCUUUUGCGGACCUAAGAGAUUACAAGAAAGUUUCUUGAAAGAGUGAGAAAAAGAGAGAAAGAGGCGUCCAAACUUUUAGGGAUACAUGUACAAUCGAUAAAGGUUUCAUGACGAAUAGGGAGAAGUCCUUAAUUGGAUACGUAUGCCUUAUUGAAUCAUUGUUAUAUAUACAUAUAUGCGUACAAAGAGCCAAUAAUUCGCUUGCGAUUGACGUUGCGAGAAAGUGACAGGGGGCGAAGUUUUCGCGAACGCAGCUGUAGGAAAAUAAAACAGAAUUAUUAACGCGGAAGGUGCGCUUUGCUACACGCCGACACGCUGACGAAUGCAGUUUCUAUCAAAAUUCUUGAAAGUUUUGAAUAAAUAUUAUUUUUUCGAAAUAAUGAUAAUUAUUAGACAAAAAUUUAUCUUGAUCUUUACAACAAAAUAAGAAUAAACGAAUUAAUAAGAGUCUAAAUGCAACAACGCA